Molecule: messenger RNA, 3337 nt
Organism: Phlebotomus papatasi
Lineage: Eukaryota; Metazoa; Arthropoda; Insecta; Diptera; Psychodidae
Gene: IntS8
Product: integrator complex subunit 8
Exons: 4
Coding region: 224-3295 (1023 amino acids)
Biological process (GO): snRNA 3'-end processing
Cellular component (GO): integrator complex
Source: RefSeq, a predicted model, not a curated record
AAGUUGGCUGCAAACAUCAAAUGGCGUCGUGAAAAAUAGGGUUAUGUAGUGUUGUUGUGAUGUGAAAGUGCUCCUCAAUAAAAAGCAUUAUUUUACAGUAUUUCCCAUGAAAAAUCCAUUGAAAACAAAGUGAAAAUCGCAAAACUAGAUCUUCAUAGUUUAUAUUUUUUACUAACCAAAGUGGAAAUCAUAGUACUUUUCGUGUAAAAUUGUUAUUUUGACAAUGGACAUCAUCGAUCCACUUCGACCCAAAACAGUGCCCCUUUCUGCAGAAACCAUCCUUUGGUUUGAAUUUCUCCUAGAUCCUGAACUUCUAACAUCCCAUCUGAAGAAAACCACCCCAAGUACAUCAUCAUUGAACACAUCUCUGCAGGCAGAAGCUCUAAAACCGGGUCUACUUCCAGAUCCCCAGCCACUGGAGUUAAUUGAAAAGUUCCUGACAAUCUUUCCGGAUGUCCCUACUGAGGCAUGUUCCACGACUCCCCCGGAUGGCGACAAAGAGUCCACAAAGUCUAUUGAGGAGAUUCUGGGUAGGAAGCAAGUGGCUCUGAAAAUUCUUACCCUGAAAGUGGCCUCAUUCCUCAAAUGGAAUCUCGAUGUGAUUGAGAAUCUCAAUCUCCAGAAGCAGAUUCAGCUACUGGAUGAUUUGUGCACAAUCACAUCGGGGACACUGGUGAGUCUGCCUCUGACGAAUGAUGAGGUUAAGAUUGGACCACAAGGCAGUCGGGGGGCCUUUGAAUUUGCCCUUCUGAUUUAUCAUCGUUGGACUCUGAGAGUGUACAAGAUCUUCAAGGAGGCUCUCUUAAAAAACAAGGCAACUUUUGGCCUCAAUCCUCCAGCCACAUCCACAGAUCCUAUCUCCCUCAGGGACGAAAUGUUUGCUACAGCAAUGGACCCAAUCCCUCAGGACAGCAUCAACUAUCUGCUGAAUAUCUGCCAGAAUCCUGAGGCCAUUGCUGUCCUUACUUACGAUUCCCUGAUCCCUCUCAAUUCCACUUCUGAGUACACCAGCCAAAAUUUUCGCUUCAUAAAAUUCAUCUCCAAGUGUGAGAUUAAGACCCAAAUUCACUUUGAUCUCUGCAAAUUCUUCCUCUAUAUCAAUUCCAAUGCCCUGGCCAGGCAGCAUGCCAUUGAAUGCCGGGAUAAUUUGCGCAUCUUGAAGACAGAGUAUGAGUCUCGGGGAGAGAAACCCGAAGAUUUUUUGCUGUGCAAUGUCCCGGAGAGUGAGCUGGAGGGAUGUUUAUUGGCAUGUGGAGUGAGUGAUGUGAAACAUGGGCUUCUGCAAAGGAUGAAUGAGGAGAUUGUCCAUCAGAGGUACAUGAGUAUCUUGGAGAUUCUCGAAAGGGAUAAUCUAGAGAUGGAAAUUCCAUUUGUUCAUCGAAAAAUUCUAGAAUUGGAUAUUGAAGAGGCCCUAAAAGUGGGUCAGGUGAAUGUGACGAAGGAUAUUGAGGCUAGUAUUUUGGCAUUGAAUACAAUUAGAUGCCUCGUGGAUGAGGAGAAUUGCUACCAAACGACGGAUUUUAUGCAAAAGUACAAUUAUUCUGUGGAAAACUUGAAAGUUUUCCUGGAGUGUACGGCGAAAAUUUUGGGUAGUGGAUGUUCUCAGAGGAGCAGAGAGAGAAUAGGGCAGUACUACAGGAGUCUCCUCAUGAAGAUGGAUAUUGUGAGUGAAGUGAGGGCAUUGAAUCUUCUCCCGGAAGAUGAAUUGACUUCCAUUGAGAAAAUGAAGAUGAGUAGUCAGUAUCCCUUCCCGCAGAUCAGUAUUCAAACUGAUUGGAAGAUGUGUGACCUCAAUCAUCAUCGCUUGGAAGUUGGGAACCUGAAGAGACAAUUGAUCAAUAGCAAUGCGUCUGAUGUGAAGAAACUCUGCAAGAAACUUGCUCCAAUUAAGGAUUACGAUGAUCGACGACGUCCAAGAGAACCCAGAGAAUUGUGGGAGGUCAAUCCGAGCUGGUCUAUCCCAAUUCCCCUGCAAUCUGUCCUGAAAUCCCUCCAGAGAGGUUUCCUGAAGGAUUUUGCCUAUAUAACUCUGGGAAAGGCUAAAGAACUGACCAACAGAAAAGACUACGGAUCAGCUAUUGCUCUCCUCAAUACACUCAAGACAGAAACCCAACGUUCUGAUUUAGCAAAUACGUCAACCGUGGCAAAAAUGGGCAAAUUAAUUUCCUGGGAGAUUCUCCUGGUGCAAAUAUGCCAGUGUCUCAAUGACUGGCCACGGAAGCAUCCGGAAUCUGCAGCAAUUGGCCUCAAAUGCAAACAGUGCAUCCUCUCACUGCAAAAUGGUGAUACAGCAAUUCCUCGGACAGAAAUACUCGAGUACAGCAUCGCCAUGCUGCUCAAUCUGUCAGAUUGGGCCAGUCUCAUACUCCCAGAGAAGCGAUCUCCCACCCUGGAGCUGAGUUCUGCCCUCGCUGGAGCUGCCAUGGACAUUGAAAAGGGGAAACCCAGUAGGAUCUGCCGGGAGGCCUGGGAGAUUGUGCUACCGAUGUUCUCAGCUACGCCAGGGAACAAGAGGAACAUGUCCAGAGACUCACCAACACUCGCAGUGAAUAAUUUCUCGAGUUUCUUCAAUAAACUCCGGGAACCGUUUAUUGUAUCGAUAAUUAUGUCGCUCCUGGCCAGGAUUCUCAACAUCAUCAAGGAUGACACGAAUGUCGAGAUUUCCUGUGACUACAUGUUCCUCUGGCCAACAUCCAUUGCCAAUACCGGUGCCUACAACAUGAGAACAAUUUCUGAGACAUUAUCCCAUCUUCUGGACCAGAACUUGAAGUUCUAUCCACAGAAUAUCUCCUGGAUCAAAUUGAAGGCCGAUCUGGACUAUCUCAAUGGGAAUAACGAAGCUGCUAUGAAGGGAUAUGUCAAUGCACUGAUUUCAGGCACAGAGUACUGCACUUUGCACCUCCAGAAGCCACUAAUUGACGACGCUAUGGUGAGGAGGAUGAUCAAGUGCAGCACAAAUUUGGGUUGUCACAUGCAAGCCACAGUUCUAUGUCAAUUCCUCGAUGAAAUUGACUACAGCUUGGCGUUCAAGUGCAUCUCUGAGAAAAGUGCUACAUUCACUGACGCCAUUGACACUUACUACUCGUGCAUCUGGGAUGUGACCAUCUUGGAAUUCAUCAUAAAUCUCCAUGCGAAAAAGAACGAGCACACGAGGAAGUUGCAAGUGAUCUCCUACAUGAGUCAACUGGAACUGAAUGCCAACAAUAAUGAAGAGAUCAAGAGAGAAGCAGCAAAUAAUCGCAAGAUGAAGUUCUUGCGAGCACUCGCCAAACAAUAUAUGCUGCAGGAAAUGUAAAUUGUAAGCUUGAAAUUUUAUAAUUAAAAAAAUGUAGCAUCA